This is a messenger RNA of Microthlaspi erraticum, 579 nucleotides long. The record is from the annotation of a GenBank genome assembly. NCBI's taxonomy places the organism in Eukaryota, Viridiplantae, Streptophyta, Magnoliopsida, Brassicales, Brassicaceae.
AUGGAGGCGGUAUUCGCCAGAUCUCUACCGGCCGCCGGAAACUUCGCUAACUUCUUGCCGACCGGAACUGCUCUCGUGUUCGAAACCCUAAUCCCGUCUUUCUCUAACGGUGGCGUAUGCACCAAUAAACCCGCCAACAAACUCCUCACAAUUUCCCUUAUCUCCCUUUGCGCCGCCGCUUGCUUCUUCUCCUCCUUCACCGACUCUUUCGUUGGCGCAGACGGCCACAUUUAUUACGGAAUCGCGACGGCGAAUGGUUUCUACAUCCUCAACAACUGUCGGGACGGCGGUUAUGAUCCGGAAUCCGGAUUAACGGGCGACAAGAAACGGAGAUACAAGUUGAGUUUUGUGGAUUUCGUGCAUGCUUUCGUGUCGGUGGUCGUGUUCUUGGCGUUGGCCGUAGAGAGUUCGGAUUUUCGGAAGUGUUUGCUCCCGGAGGACGACGGCGACAAUUGGGGUGGUAUUAUGGUAAUUUUGAUUAGGUAUUUUGGGGUUAUGGUGGGGACAGUGGCAAGCUUCUUGUUAGCUGUCUUUCCCACAAAACGGAGAGGCAUCGGAUGUACGGCUACUGGUAAUUAA